GGCGGAGCCGGCAGCGCGCAGCUUGCAGCCCCCGGGCACCCGAACGCCGCGCAGCACCAGGCCCGCCGGAGCGGAGCGCGGACAGGAGCGGAAGAAGCGCGGAGGGCCGGAGGGCGCCCGCGGGCCUGCCCCGCGCCCCCCCUUCCCCGGGCGCCGCUGAGCGCCGCCGCCGACCCCCGGUUUCUUCUCUGUGCCCGGCCCCCGGCGGCCGCCGCCGCCGCGCCGGCUCCGCGGGAAUAAUGCGGGGCGUGUGGCUAGCGCUCACCGUCAGCUUCGUGGCCUGCGCCUCUGGGCAGCCGAGAACAGAUUCGGUCUCUGAUAAGGAUUUAUACCUUGACAACAGCUCUGUUGAAGAAGCAUCAGGAGUCUAUCCAAUUGAUGAUGAUGAUUAUUCCUCUGGGUCAGGUUCAGGUGCUGAAGAAGAUGAGGAUAGCUCAGUGAUAACAACAUCCAGAGCACUGCCAAAGUUCCCAACCACGAGUGAUGCCUCCAGGGCUGAGACAACCACGGUGAAGAUGCAGACCAAGGUGCCUGCACAAACAAAGACACCUGAAGAAAUUGAUAAAGAGGAAAGAGCUGAGACAGGUGGCAAGAAAAAGAGCGAGGAGCCGGGGGAUGACACCGACGUGUUCACCGAGAAGCACUCAGAAAACCUCUUCCAGAGAACAGAAGUUCUGGCAGCUGUCAUUGCUGGCGGAGUCAUCGGCUUCCUCUUUGCCAUCUUCCUCAUCCUGCUGCUGGUGUACCGCAUGAGGAAGAAGGACGAAGGCAGCUACGACCUCGGGGAACGGAAACCAUCCUGCGCUGCCUACCAAAAGGCACCGACCAAGGAGUUUUAUGCAUAGAAAUUCCUCUUCUUAUUUUU
Dryobates pubescens (Downy woodpecker) is the source of this 865-nucleotide messenger RNA. RefSeq names its product syndecan 2 (gene SDC2). Gene Ontology annotation, biological process: dendrite morphogenesis; cell migration. The transcript is spliced from 5 exons. NCBI's taxonomy places the organism in Eukaryota, Metazoa, Chordata, Aves, Piciformes, Picidae. Gene Ontology annotation, cellular component: membrane; cell surface. The coding region runs from base 240 to 845 and encodes 201 amino acids. The record is from RefSeq and is a predicted model, not a curated record.